CUGAAGGGACUUUCCAGAAAAGAAAAAAAAAAAAAAGGCUUAGGGGAGGGGCCCGAGCUGAGUCCGAUCAUUAUGGGGAAUGGGGGUUUUCGGAUCACAGAAUCCCACACAGAGUGCGGAUCAAUGGCAAGCGUGAAUCAAAAAGUUCUGCUUCGGUACUGAGCCGCUCUCCUGGAGGAAAAGCCGGAGAAGCCACCGCUGCCGCCGCCAAUACGCCUUUCUCUCCGUGCUGCUCGUACCGCUCCGGGCUGCAGGGUACAGGCCGUGCCGGCAUUACUUCAUGCACAGGGAUGUGCCCAGUUCCUGACUCACUAUGGAAUCUUCCCACUGAUUUCUGCGAUGAUUAUAAUGCUGCAUACGUCAGAUGAGAUUGUUUCUUCUCUGGAAUUUUUACUGCAUUCUUUCUCCCAGGAUCAGUUUAGAGCCAAGGUUCUUAGGCAUCUACUUGGAAAGCCAGUGCAUGAGAGAUGAAGUGUAGUGUCCCUGAUCAGCCUUAAUGAUCUUUACUCCUAUACUGGGAAAAAUACAGUAAUGGAACCAAAGCAACCUGGACUUUAUCCUAACCUAGCUGCUAUAUCAUGGAUACUGGCAAAAAGACCGAUCCAUCUGCAUCUGUGCAAAAAGCCAACCCAGAUCGCAGCCUUGCUACAACUAUCUAUGUGCCAGAACAAGGAGGAUACAAGGAAAGGUUUCUAAAACCUGUAGAGGAGAAAUACAAAUGUGAAAAAUGCCGCUUGGUGCUGUGUAACCCCAGACAGACAGAAUGUGGCCACAGAUUUUGUGAAACAUGCAUGAACGCAAUACUAAGUUCGACUAGCCCACAAUGCAUGGCCUGUGAAGAUAACAUCACUAAAGAUAAGGUGUUCAAGGAUAACUGCUGCAGGAGGGAAGUCCUGGCCCUUCAGAUGUUCUGCAGAAAUGAAACCAGAGGUUGUAAAGAACUCAUCACACUAGGAAAUCUCUUGAUACACCUAAAAAGUGACUGCCAAUUUGAGGAACUUUCUUGUCCUCGCGCUGACUGUAAAGAAAAAGUCAUUAGAAAGGACUUAAGCGACCACAUAGAAAAGACAUGUAAAUACAGAGAAACUCCGUGUAAAUUCUGUAGAAACCAGGUCCCAUUGGUAGAAAUGCAGAAACAUGAAGAUGUGGAUUGUCCGUCUGUUGUAAUAUCUUGCCCUCAUAUGUGUAGUGUGAAAAGCCUUUUGCGGAGUGAGUUGAAUGCGCAUUUGUUAGAAUGUGUUAAUGCCCCAAGUACCUGUAGUUUCAAACGUUAUGGGUGCACUUUUAAGGGAACAAACCAACAGAUUAAAGCACAUGAGGCUAGCUCAGCUGUUCAGCAUGUGAAUCUGAUGAAGGAAUGGAGUAACUAUCUGGAAGCAAAGGUGUCCAUGUUACAAAACGAAAGCUCUGAAAAGAAUAAAAGUAUUCAGAUAUUACACAACCAGAUGUGUAGCUUCGAAAUUGAAAUAGAGCGACACAAGGAGCAGCUGCGAAAUAAUGAAGCAAGGAUUAUACAACUUCAGAGAGUGAUAGAGGGGCAAGCAGAUAAGCUAAAGGAUUUAGACAAGGAAAUUCGAAAUCUGCGCCAAACUGGCGAUGAAGCUGAUGGCAUGAAGAGCAAUUACGAAUCUUUACAAAAUCGUCUGUCACAGUUAGAAGUUAUGGCCAAAAAUGCAGCAUCUUGGAAUCCAGGUGUUUUAGAGACACAGAUCAACAGACAUGACCAGAUGCUCAGUGUCCAUGAUAUCAGGUUGGCGGACAUGGAUCUUAGAUUCCAAGUGCUAGAAACAGCAAGUUACAAUGGGGUACUGAUCUGGAAAAUAAGAGACUACAAAAGAAGGAAGCAAGAGGCUGUGAUGGGGAAGACCCUCUCAUUGUACAGCCAGCCUUUUUACACAGGAUAUUUUGGCUACAAGAUGUGUGCAAGAGUUUAUCUAAACGGCGAUGGGAUGGGAAAAGGGACGCAUUUAUCACUAUUUUUUGUUAUCAUGAGAGGAGAAUAUGAUGCUUUGCUUCCUUGGCCUUUUAAACAGAAAGUCAGCCUCAUGUUAAUGGACCAAGGACCAUCACGACGUCAUUUAGGAGAUGCAUUCAAACCAGACCCAAACAGCAGUAGCUUCAAAAAACCUACUGGAGAAAUGAACAUUGCUUCUGGCUGCCCAGUGUUUGUAGCCCAAACAGUCCUGGAGAAUGGGACGUACAUUAAAGAUGAUACUAUUUUUAUUAAAGUGAUAGUAGAUACAUCCGAUCUACCAGAUCCUUGAUGCUGGAUAGACAUGCAAAAUAGGUAGAAGGCAAAGCCAGCAUGGAGUUUUGUACAUCACUUUUCAAUGAGAGGUGCCAAGGUUUGCAUAAGGACCAGUUGUGCUAUCACAGAAAACAGAAGGAACAAGGGCAGAGGGUCCAAUGCACAAAUCAUCAUCUGAGUGUAGUGUAUCGUUGUACUGGGAAUGCUGGAAAGCAUGGGGAAUGUCUUUUGACCCAAGGAGCUGUUUGCUCUUUGUGCACAUAAAGGUUGUGAUGUCAAAGAUCAGUGGCUGGGAGGGAAGAGAGCUCAUUUCUGUCAAGAGAUUGCCCAAAACAGGUUAUCCAGUAUUAACCAAAAUUAAUCCAACAAUGCAAAAUUCUGGUAGUAGAAAUAUGUAUUUUAAUAUAUUGCAUAGAGAACCCAAUCAGUAGAAAAUGGGCAAUUCUAUCAGAAAGUGUUUUUCUUUUCAGGAUGGGGUGGGGGGCAGUGAAGUUUCAUAUUGGUCGCUUGAACACGCCCACACUCCUCAUGUAGUCUUUAUAAUGUAGCUAGUUAGUUUGGGGUCAGAUCACAUGUGUAGACCACCAUGUCACAAUUCACAAUGUUACAAGCGACCAUCAUAAGACAUACUAUUUAUUAUUUUAUUUUUUUUGCUGGUGAAUAAGCUGAAAUUUCUUAACAGAAAGGUAACAGACUUUUGUUAUUACUUGUGAUAAGAAAGAAAAGCUAUUCAAUACCCUAUUAUUUCUCUUUUGAAAUGUAAUCCAACUACAUGUCGUAGGUUAUGACACAAUUAACACUGUUAUUAAGUAUAGGAGAAAAAAAAGCUCUUUUUCGAUGCUGUGCAUCAUUUUCAGGCUUCAAAUUUUCACCCUAAACUAGGGCAUGUGUUGAACUUUGGAGUUCUAAAUAAAAUACUUUAAAGUUUUCUAUGUUCUGCCCUAUGCAUCCAAGUGAAUUGCCUGUGAGACGAGCAAGCAGAUACGGGGGGUGGGGGUGGCAGGAAAUAUUGUGUUGUCUUUAUCCAUUAAGCCGUACUUGUAGCAUUUAUGUCUUUGUGAACACUUUUGUAAAAGAAAAUAUCAUAAUUUUUAAUUUAUCAUGAAUUUAAUAUAUAAAUUAUAUCUACUUUGCAAAUGUUUACGUACCUUAAUUUUAAAGAUUGCAAAUGUCCCACUCUGGCCUGUACUGGGGAAGAAAAAAGUAAAGUAUUAUUAUACCGACCUCCCUGAAAUUAGAGAAGACCAUGUUGGGCCAUCGGAUUAAGAGUUGUAAAAUGCUGGGACAUUGCAAUAAGGAUAUUCCAUUCAUUCUAGGUGAGCAGUAAUUUAUAUUAAAUAUGUGGCAUGACAUAACGUAUGAGUUACAUUUGUUUUAUGAGCAUUGCGUUUAGUUUUCCCACUUGGCAAAGUCUGUGUCGCAGGUAAAAGUUAAAAUGACAAAGGCUUGGCUUGGCUUUACGUCUCCGUUUUUUUUAUAGUUCUAAAUAUCUGAUAGACUGAAACCGAAGAGCAUUAACACAGACACCAACAAUAAACCUCCUUGUAUCUUA
Molecule: messenger RNA, 3800 nt
Organism: Xenopus tropicalis (tropical clawed frog)
Lineage: Eukaryota; Metazoa; Chordata; Amphibia; Anura; Pipidae
Gene: traf3
Product: TNF receptor associated factor 3
Exons: 12
Coding region: 579-2264 (561 amino acids)
Biological process (GO): Toll signaling pathway; regulation of type I interferon production; tumor necrosis factor-mediated signaling pathway
Cellular component (GO): mitochondrion; membrane; endosome
Molecular function (GO): enzyme binding; tumor necrosis factor receptor binding; ubiquitin protein ligase activity
Source: RefSeq, a predicted model, not a curated record